GUUGACGCGAGGUGUAUGCUGGGAAAGUUUUGAUCGUUCGCCAUUUUCCUGUUAGAAAGAGAGAGGGAGAGCCUGAAAGGUUGUAGCCUCGUAGCUACCAACAUUACCAGACAAGAUGGCGAGUCCGGGGAAAGACACGUUCAGGAUGAAGAGCUAUAAGAACAAGGCCCUGAUUCCUCAGGAGAUGCGUCGAAGGAGAGAGGAGGAAGGAAUACAGCUACGCAAACAGAAAAGAGAGGAGCAGCUGUACAAGAGGAGGAAUGUGUGUGUUCCUUCAAGUGAUGAAUCCAUGCUGGAGUGUCCGAUCCAGGAUCCAGACGUCAGCUCCACAGUGCCUGCUGCCGGGGAGGGGGUCAUCACUCCAGAUAUGAUUCAAAUGAUCUUCUCUGAGGACCCAGACCAGCAGCUCAUUGCUACACAGAAAUUUAGGAAAUUACUCUCCAAAGAGCCCAACCCCCCCAUAGAUGAGGUCAUUUCCACUGCUGGUGUUGUCAAUCUUUUUGUGCAGUUCCUGAAGAGGAGUGAGAACUGCACUCUACAGUUUGAGGCGGCCUGGGCACUCACCAACAUCGCCUCUGGGACCUUCCUGCACACUAAGGUGGUGAUUGAAACAGGAGCGGUCCCCAUCUUCAUCGAGCUGCUCAACUCUGAGUACGAGGAUGUCCAGGAACAGGCGGUGUGGGCCUUGGGGAACAUAGCUGGAGAUAACGCUGAGUGCAGAGACUACGUGCUGGACUGUGGCAUCCUGCCAUUUCUACAACAGUUACUCGCAAAGUCCAACCGUCUUACAACGACUCGCAACGCAGUGUGGGCUCUGUCCAACCUCUGCCGGGGGAAGAACCCACCACCUGAUUUUGCCAAAGUGUCUCCCUGUCUCAAGGUGCUGUCCCGGCUGCUGUUCAGCAGUGAUCCAGAUGUUCUGGCUGAUGCCUGCUGGGCUCUGUCCUACCUGUCUGACGGACCCAAUGAAAAGAUCCAGACGGUCAUCGACUCAGGGGUGUGCCGCAGAUUGGUGGAGCUGCUCAUGCACAGUGACUAUAAGGUGGUUUCUCCUGCUCUGCGUGCAGUCGGCAACAUUGUAACAGGAGAUGACAUCCAGACUCAGGUUAUCUUGAACUGCUCAGCUCUGCCGUGUCUCCUCCACCUGCUCAGCAGUCCCAAGGAGUCCAUCAAGAAGGAGGCGUGCUGGACCGUGUCCAACAUCACUGCAGGGAACCGGGCUCAGAUCCAGAAUGUGAUUGAUGCCAACAUCUUCCCAGUGCUGAUCGAGAUCCUCCAGAAGGCCGAGUUCCGCACGAGGAAGGAGGCGGCGUGGGCCGUCACUAACGCCACCUCCGGGGGCACGCCGGCACAGAUAACGUACCUGGUGUCCUUGAACACCAUCAAACCCAUGUGUGAUCUGCUCACCGUGAUGGACUCGAAGAUCGUGCAGGUGUCUCUGAACGGUCUGGAGAACAUCCUGCGGCUGGGGGAGCAGGAGGCCAAGCAGAGCGGCAGCGGCAUCAACCCGUACUGCGCUCUCAUCGAGGAGGCUUACGGCCUGGACAAAAUCGAGUUCCUGCAGAGCCACGAGAACCAGGAGAUCUACCAGAAGGCCUUCGACCUAAUCGAACACUACUUUGGAGUGGAGGAGGAGGACGCCAGCCUGGCCCCCCAGGUGGACCACACCCAGGGCCAGUUCCUGUUCCAGCAGCAGGAGGGACCCAUGGAGGGGUUCCAGCUCUAACCUCUCCUCCACUCUACACCCCCCCUCUCAUCCUGGGCUCUAUACCUCGGAGACAGCAGCCUGAUGGCCUCCAGACUCUCAAACAGACCUAACCCAGGUUGACUAGCUGCCCCAGACCUUCACUCUGGCUAUGAGUACAACGACUAUGGAGGGGGAUCUGUGAAUAUGGAGAUCAAAAACCACAGCGUGUGUGAAAAACAACUUUUUUUUUUUUCCUUAAGGCUACAGACUUUCCUUUGACUUCCUGGGAUAUUAUUUCACAUCAUCCUCAAUGAUGUUCAGCAUCCAUAUGUCAUUUUAAAUGACAAACUACCUCUUCAGAAAUAAAGCAAGAAAGCAAGUCUUACUCAAUGAACUUAAAUGAAAGGAAAUGACAGGCAGGGCUGAAGACUAGUAGAUGUACGUCUGCUGAACGUCCUCGAUACAUUUUCUCCUCUCCUUCCCACUUAAAAAGCACUUCAAGAGCGCAGAGAGACUUGUAUUUAUGUGUCUCGUGAUAGCAGUGGAGGUCCUCCUUCCCGUCAGCUCAGCUCUGAAGGCUACAGCUUCCUGGGUCAUGUAGCCAAGUGGACCAAGUGAAAUUAGUACAGUGUGUAGUCUUCACUCCUGUUUUCUUCGUCUAUUUGAAAUGUUCCUUAGUGCAGAAAGCAGUGUCCUGACCACGCAGGGGCUGUCUGUUACGUGAUGCAGUGUGUGAUAGUUAAAGACUCCACACAUCUGUUCCAUUUUCUAGUUACUCUGAACUAGCAACUAAAUAUAACUUAAAAUAUUGUUCUGCCAUCAAUCAGAUUCUUGACUUGAUGGUGAUAGUGGACUGAGUUGGAGGGUUUGUAUAUUAUAUAUACUGUGAGAAAAUAAGUAUUUAGGUGGCUAUAAGAGGGUGGGAUAUGCAUUUAAGUUUUCUGCCUGAAAAUGUAUUUGUGAUAUUUUCAGUCCAACUUUACGGUGGCCGACACGUUACAACGGACCGAAACACGCGCUGCAGUUUCAAAACGAUGCAAAUGGAGAAACGUUUGACAACACAUGCACAGCAUUAAGAAAUCAAUCACAAACUAGACAAAACUUGCGCAGCGUUCACUAAAAGUGCUGCAAGCGACUAAAAACAGCUUCACCAACAUUUAGAAAACAUUCACCAAUUUGAUGACACAAGCGCUGCAUCAAUAAUUGUCUCACAUAACUGUCACUGUCUCUGAAAACGUACAUCAAAUGUACGUUUUAUUGGCUUAUUUUAACAUUAUGAUCACAUAAUUCCUUCAGAUAUUAGCCUAUUCCUUUCAAAUAUACUGACCAACCAUACUUGCCAACCCUCCCGAUUUUCGCGGGAGACUCCCGAUUUCAUAGCCCUCUCCCGGUUUCCUCCCGGGGUCACAUUUCUCCCGCAUUUCUGACAAAAUCAGAUUUACUCAGGACUGUUUCCACUCGGACUUUAAUACAGCUACACCAUUGUUUGGUUUCCAUGGUAGCGCGUCUCUUUAGCAGCGUGCGCAACUGAAAGUCUGAGAGGGUGAGGAAGAUAGUCACAGCAAACAGAACAAGAAUCCUCUGCUCACUCCUUUCCUGUAAAAUACAGGUCCAGCCCACACAUGCUCCAUCAAGGAUGGUGCUCCAGGCCGCAAGGCAGUGCACUUACUACUACAAUAAGCAUGUGACCUCACCGUGGUGGUGAGGUCACAAGGUUGGCAAGUAUGUGACCAACACUUACUAUUAUGAAAGGCUAACUCUGCGAUAGUUGACCAACUUUAUAAUCCCUGAACGUCAACAAGUGCUCCGGUCCCAGCUGUGUGCGUCACUUUUUAGUGUCCCCGUUUCCGUUGUGUUUUGAGCUUCUUGCAGCGUUUUGUAUUGGCAGCGUUUUCGUCUAUGCAGUGUGUUUGUGUUUAUAUUUGAAUCGUUUCUGAAGCGCGUUUUCCUCAUGGAAAUGUUUUUGGCCGUUGUAGCUCGUUUGCACCUGUCGGCCACCAUACGAAUAUCUUCUCCGUUAUGUGCCCUUUUCAGGAUUCACCCUUUACAGUUUAUUUUUAUUUCAGGAGGUUCGUUUCCUCUUAAUCCUGAGGCUUUGGUUUUUUUAUUUUCAUGUAAUUGAUUUGUUGGUUUCGACUACAGUGUUUCCAUCUGUAGACUCAGUGAUUUGAGCGUUGGAUAUGAGCACACUGGCAGCACUCAUCAGUGGAUAACAUUAAAUGACUUAACUGUGAAAUGAAACGGAAAAUAUUUGUAAUGCAGAAAUGACAUCAAGCACAUUUAAUCGUGUAUAGUUUUCUAAUAAUUCUGGUUUGUAUGAUUGUGUAUAAUUAUUUUGUAGUGUUUUUAUUUUCUCCUGAAAGUGUGUGUCCUUGUAUAGGAGAUAAAUACUAUCUGCAGAACAGGCUGGGGUUUGAGACCUUGACAGCACACAGACAUCAGAGAAGUGUUGUGGGGCCUCACAACGCCUGUGUCGGCCAAUCAGUGGCCCCUGAACACAUCAUCCAUGGCGACAGACAGCUUACUGACUUUGUGUCGGGGCCUGAACACAGCUGAUCACAGGUCUGAUCUCUUGCUCUUCUUGUGGAUGCAUACUUAUAUUGUAAAACAAGAAUGAUUUAAAUUAUUCUAUUGAUAAAAA
Messenger RNA from Gymnodraco acuticeps, 4328 nucleotides. RefSeq names its product karyopherin alpha 5 (importin alpha 6) (gene kpna5). The record is from RefSeq and is a predicted model, not a curated record. Gene Ontology annotation, cellular component: nucleus; nucleoplasm; cytoplasm. The transcript has 14 exons. The coding region runs from base 116 to 1726 and encodes 536 amino acids. Gene Ontology annotation, molecular function: nuclear import signal receptor activity; protein binding. Lineage: Eukaryota; Metazoa; Chordata; Actinopteri; Perciformes; Bathydraconidae. Gene Ontology annotation, biological process: NLS-bearing protein import into nucleus.